UUUUUUUUUAACAAAUUCAUCAUCAAUUUUUCUCAUGCUUCUUUUUUUUUCAACUAAUUCGUCCCUUUUUUCAUGGAUUCAUCGCUUUACAUAUUCUUCUCACAAAUUUAUCCAUUUUUUCCACAAAUUCAUAGUUUUCUGCAAUGUGUGUCCCCGCUUUGCAGAGGACCUGGCUGAGAGUUCACUGCUCAACAAGCUGCUUCACACCUCGCUGGUAGAGAACAGCCACCACGUGGAGGUGCUGCAGCAGGACCCCUCCUCCCCGCUCUUCUCCAUCAGAACCUUCGAGGAGCUGCACCUGAAAAAGGAGCUUUUACAGGGUGUGUACACCAUGGGCUUCAACAGGCCAUCAAAGAUCCAGGCAAAUGCUCUGCCCAUCUUGAUGGCACAUCCUCCCCAAAAUCUGAUUGUGCAGAGCCAGUCUGGGACGGGCAAAACAGCAGCAUUUGUCCUGGCCAUGCUGAGCAGAGUGAAAGGUGCUGAGAGGUACCCGCAGUGCCUUUGUCUGGCUCCCACCUAUGAGCUGGCCCUGCAGAUUGGCCAUGUGGCAGAGAAGAUGGGGCGGUUCUGCAAUGACAUCAGGGUCACCUAUGCUGUGCAGGGCAACAGAGUGUCCCCAGGCACCGUGCUGGAGGAGCAGAUUGUCAUUGGCACGCCAGGCACCAUGCUGGACUGGUGCUUCAAGCGGAGACUGCUCAACAUGAGGAGGAUCUGCAUGUUUGUGCUGGAUGAGGCUGACAUCAUGAUUGACACACAGGGAUUUUCCUCCCAGAGCAUCCGCAUCCAGAGGUGAGUCAUGGAAAUCUGCUUUUGGCAUGGGAAGAUGCAAAAGGGGGGGAGGAAGAAGGUAAGAUUUUUCACAGAGGGCUUGCUUUCUCCCAAAUGU
Molecule: messenger RNA, 886 nt
Organism: Phasianus colchicus (ring-necked pheasant)
Lineage: Eukaryota; Metazoa; Chordata; Aves; Galliformes; Phasianidae
Source: RefSeq, a predicted model, not a curated record